Messenger RNA from Cuscuta epithymum, 890 nucleotides. NCBI's taxonomy places the organism in Eukaryota, Viridiplantae, Streptophyta, Magnoliopsida, Solanales, Convolvulaceae. The record is from the annotation of a GenBank genome assembly.
CGCAGCUGGACGACAAGGGUGUGCUGUUGCUGAGAGUCGUACAUAAGUGGAUCGUUCCUGACAAGGGAAAUUCCUCUGAACCUUACAUAAUUGACAUGGUUCUCAUGGAUGAGGAGGGAACACGCAUACAAGCAACGGUUGAAAAUGCGCAUAUUUCUAAUUUUAAGGACAAAAUUAAGGAGCAUGACCUUUAUGGAAUGAUGCGAUUUGAGGUAAGGGCUAAUAACGGUGAUUACAGGCCUACUUCACAUCCUUUCAGGCUAUAUUUCAAGGAGAACACAAAGAUCAAGGAGCGUGAUCUUUCAAAAGAGACGGAAUUCCCAAGAGAUUUGUACUCACUAAAAAGUUUCAGCGAGAUUACAAAUACUCAUAAGAGAGCUGGAGAUGACUUAUUCGAUACAAUUGGAAAGUUUAAGCAUGACAACAUCAAAUAUUCCUUGCAAUCAGAUGGAUUGCCACGAGCAGCAGAAUUCAUACUCGAUAAAAAGUAGAUGUCGUGUACACUUUGGGGUGAGCAUGCGUAGGCUUUGAGGAAUAUUCCCAUAACUUCGGCUGAACCACACAUCAUGCUGCUCCAAUUGUGUAGAGCAAAGACUGACUAUGGUGCAGUCGUUCUUGCAAGCUCCUUUUACUGUACAAAGGUUAUAGUAGAUGAGAGUAUCUUUGAAAUUGAGGAGUUCCGUACCAAGUAAGAUGCUUCUUCCCUUAAUUUGAUUUAAUAUUGAUUGGUAGUACUAAUUGCAUUCAUAAAGUCAGUUUGUAAUUAAAAUGAUUAUACGAUCUAGAUUACUGUCAAAAAUAUACCAAUACUUAGAAUAUUAAAAAGGAAAAUGACAUGUAGAAAUCAGUUUCAUAUAUUAUAAACAUUUGAAUCUAAAUCUAUAUACUUU